Ficedula albicollis (Collared flycatcher) is the source of this 854-nucleotide messenger RNA. RefSeq names its product mucosal pentraxin-like. Gene Ontology annotation, molecular function: complement component C1q complex binding. Gene Ontology annotation, biological process: innate immune response. The annotation marks the transcript as partial. Lineage: Eukaryota; Metazoa; Chordata; Aves; Passeriformes; Muscicapidae. The record is from RefSeq and is a predicted model, not a curated record. The transcript is spliced from 2 exons.
CCCCCAGCCCCAUGCAGCCCCCAGGAGUUCCUGUGGGAGAAAGAAGGCAGCCCAGUUCCCCUGCAGAAAGGCCCUGACAACAUCCUGCUCAUCCCCUCCUUCAACAACACCCACCUGGGCACCUACACCUGCACGGCCACCAGCACCCAGGGCAGGGCUGUGGCCACCUACACCCUGCGGAUAAACGACCUGAGGAGCUCGGUGCUGGUGUUCCCCCAAGAGUCCCAGACCGCCCACGUGCAGGUGACAGCCAGGCUGGAGCUGCCCCUCACCAACUUCACCGCCUGCCUGAGAUCCUUCAGCGACCUCACCCGGCCCUACAGCCUCUUCUCCUACGCCACCAAAAAACAGAGCAACGAGAUCCUCCUCUUCAAGCCCAAGCCCGGCCAGUACGAGCUGGUGGUGGGGAACAAACCCUUGUUCUACACGGUGCCCGCAAGCCUGGGGGAGAGCGAGCACGUCUGCUUCAGCUGGGAAUCCUCCACUGGCAUCGUGGGGUUCUGGUUCAACGGGAAGCCCUGGCCCAGGAAGGGGCUGCAGAAGGGCUACACGGUGGGAGUGCCAGCACACCUGGUGCUGGGCCAGGACCAGGACAGCUUUGGGGGUGGCUUUGACCCCCAGCAGUCCUUCGUGGGGGAGAUUUCAUCCGUGUACAUGUGGGACAGGGGCAUCUCCGACUCGGGGGUGGUGUCAGCCAUGUACGACACCCCCGAGGAAACCCCCGUCUUUGGCUGGAGGAAUUUCCCCCACAGGGUCGUGGGGGAGGUGUACCUGAAGCCCUGAGGCUGCGGGGGGCGUCCCCAAUCCCUGCUGUGUAACCCCCUCCCCUAAAAGCCACCCAAUAUCAUGUACAU